AUGGACGCCUCGGCAAUAAAUACCUCCGUUGCAACACCGCCAAACCACCAUUCAACGGCAGCAGCCAUGACGUCGUCGCUCAUCCUCCACCUCAUCGCCCUCGUCCUCGUCCUCGUCGCCGCGGCCAAGGCGACCACCAUAACCGUGGUGAACCGGUGCUCCUACACGAUAUGGCCGGGCGCGCUCCCAGGCGGCGGCGCGCGCCUAGACCCGGGCCAGUCGUGGCAGCUCAACAUGCCAGCCGGCACCGCGGGCGCCAGGGUGUGGCCGCGCACGGGGUGCACCUUCGACGGCAGCGGCCGCGGACACUGCAUCACCGGCGACUGCGCGGGCGCGCUGUCCUGCCGCGUGUCAGGCGAGCAGCCCGCCACGCUGGCCGAGUACACGCUGGGGCGGGGCGGGAGCCAGGACUUCUUCGACCUGUCCGUCAUCGACGGCUUCAAUACGCCCAUGAGCUUCCAGCCCGUCGCCGGCGCGCCGUGCCGUGCGGCGACCUGCGCCGUGGACAUCACCAGGGAGUGCCUGCCGGAGCUGCAGGUGCCGGGAGGGUGCGCGAGCGCGUGCGGCAAGUUCGGCGGCGACACGUACUGCUGCCGGGGCCAGUUCGAGCACAACUGCCCGCCGACGAACUACUCGAGGUUCUUCAAGGGCAAGUGCCCCGACGCCUACAGCUACGCCAAGGACGACCAGACCAGCACCUUCACAUGUCCCGCCGGAACAAACUACCAGAUCGUCCUCUGCCCCGCCCGAAAUGAUUUACACAUGGAUCAGUAA
Triticum turgidum subsp. durum (durum wheat) is the source of this 774-nucleotide messenger RNA. Lineage: Eukaryota; Viridiplantae; Streptophyta; Magnoliopsida; Poales; Poaceae. The record is from the annotation of a GenBank genome assembly.